AUUGCUAGCUUACUACUAUAUAUAUUACAUCGAAUAGGAUAAGUAGUGAAAGGAGAUUGGGGUUAAACAAAAGGAGCUGAACCAAUGGGCAGAAAACCAUGCUGUUUCAAAGAGGGAGUUAAUAGAGGAGCAUGGUCUUUGCAGGAAGAUAAAAUCUUGACCAACUACAUUGAACUCCAUGGUGAAGGCAAAUGGAGAUCCCUUCCUCAAAAAGCCUGUUUGAACAGAUGUGGGAAGAGUUGCCGGCUACGAUGGAUGAAUUAUUUGAGGCAAGGUAUUAAGAGAGGCAAUAUUUCUCCUGAAGAGGAGGAUCUUAUCGUUAGACUUCAUCGUCUCCUUGGUAACAGGUGGUCUUUGAUAGCCGGACGGCUUCCGGGGAGAACAGACAACGAGAUCAAGAACUAUUGGAACUCUGUACUAUCAAAAAAGGUGAAUGGCGAUGUAUCAAAGCGAUCAAAUAAGCAAUUAUAUGAAUGUGUAAGCAAGGAGUCUGUAGAAAAUUAUAGAUCGGGUAUUACUACUAAUGUGAUUGCACCUAAGGCCACUCGUUGUACAAAGAUGUUACUCUCACUUGACAAAGGAAAACAUUUGAUGAACGACCAAUGCCAUCCUCCCGCUUCAACCAUAGUGGAUGAUGAUGAAUUGAAGUUGGAAUCUCAUAAUGAGGUUCAUGAAAUGCCUUAUGUAGAGGAUGAACCUUUGAUUGACAAUGUUCUAACUAUGCCUAAUGCUUUUGACUACUUAGAUUUCUCACAAACAAGGAUAAACGACAUAUUUGAGAAGAGUAACAUGCUUGAAACUGAUCUUGCACCCAUGUUUGAAAUGGAGUUCGAGAACCUGGCCUCUUUGCUUGGAUUGGAAGAUGAAUGGAGAGAUGUGUAGA
Molecule: messenger RNA, 883 nt
Organism: Durio zibethinus
Lineage: Eukaryota; Viridiplantae; Streptophyta; Magnoliopsida; Malvales; Malvaceae
Product: transcription factor MYB1-like
Source: RefSeq, a predicted model, not a curated record